Vitis vinifera (wine grape) is the source of this 1180-nucleotide messenger RNA. Its product is annotated as large ribosomal subunit protein uL30y. Gene Ontology annotation, cellular component: cytosolic large ribosomal subunit. Gene Ontology annotation, biological process: maturation of LSU-rRNA from tricistronic rRNA transcript (SSU-rRNA, 5.8S rRNA, LSU-rRNA). The transcript is spliced from 6 exons. Bases 184 to 924 code for a protein of 246 amino acids. Gene Ontology annotation, molecular function: structural constituent of ribosome; RNA binding. Lineage: Eukaryota; Viridiplantae; Streptophyta; Magnoliopsida; Vitales; Vitaceae. The record is from RefSeq and is a predicted model, not a curated record.
CCUAGGCUGAGCCCAUUAUCAUUCCACUGGCGCUAAACUUAACGUGUCCGCCCUUUUAGGGUUUGCUCCAUGUUCACAAAGAGCAUUCAAUCAUUUUUCUCCAAACGCCGCGUUUCGAUCGAUCUCUGAGUUAAGGGAAGUGUUAAUUUGGUGUCUUCUCCUUAUUAAAGGAGUUUAGAAAUCAUGGCAGAUGAGGAGCCAAAACCCCUCACAUACAUACCUGAGGUGAUUUUGAAGAAAAGAAAGAGCAAUGAAGAGUGGGCGAUCAAGAGGAGACAACAAUUGGAGGAGAGGAAUUUGAGAAGCAAACAAAAUAAGGCUUUCAAUUUGAAAACGGCUGAGCAAUACAUCCAAGAGUACCGAAAUAGGGAAUUAGACCUGAUCCAAAUGAAGCAUAGGGGAAAAAAGCGAAAACUAUCAUUGGAAACAUUAGACUCCAAACUGCUUUUUGUCAUUCGCAUACAGGGCAAAAAUGAUAUGCAUCCAAAGACUAGGAAGAUCUUAUACUUUUUGAGAUUGAGGAAAAUCUUUGAUGGUGUUUUGGUGAAGGCCAAUGAAGGAAUUCUGGAAAUGCUGCAAAAGGUGGAGCCAUACGUUGCAUAUGGAUAUCCUAAUCUCAAGAAUGUGAGGGAGCUGAUUUACAAGAAGGGUUUUGCAAAGAUAGAAGGGCAGAAAGUUCCUCUGACAGACAAUAACAUUAUUGAACAGGCGCUGGGGAAGCAUGGCAUUAUGUGCAUAGAAGAUAUUGUACACGAAAUUGCCAAUGUUGGUCCACAUUUUAAGGAGGUUAAUAGUUUCUUGUGGCCCUUUACACUUAACAAGCCGGAAGGUGGUUUUCAGGGGAAGAAAAAGCUAUUCAAGGAAGGAGGAGACGCGGGUAAUCGUGGGGAUAAAAUCAAUGAACUAAUCGGUAAAAUGAAUUAGAAUUAAGAGGAAGGUCUAGAUAUAAGAAAUUUUUUUUCUGAAUGUGGGUUAUUUAUAGAACAUUGACACCUCAAAUAACCUGCAUUGGCGUGUAACUUAGUUUGACAAUAUCAUUUAAGGUUUGUUUUCUAAAUUUGGCUUUUGUGGUUCUUAGAGUGAUGAUGUAGCUGUAAAUCUCCCAAGUGAAUUGCUGCUUGGAGAAUUAUAAUCGGGUCAAUUUUCAUGUUUUCUGGCCUGAAAAUUUCCGGCUUUUGCA